GUGACGUAAAGGAAUGCGCGCAGUGUCGCAGAAAAAACAGGCGAAACCUGGCAGAAAGGAGGAGAGCCUGGUGUUGGAGAGCCUGGCUGAAAGGGAGCCCAGAGGCUGGUGUUGGAGAGCCUCCCAGGUUGCGAAGGGGAGAAAGUGUUCCGUGUGGGUACUGUUUUAGCGGCUUGCUCAGGCCGCGGUUCAGAUAUAUCUCGUCGCUGCGGACAGGCACGAUGGCAUGUGGAGCAACCCUGAAGCGCUCCAUGGAGUUUGAGGCCCUGCAUGGUCCUCAGUCUCCAAAACGACGGAGGUGCCACAUGCUGCCCGGAUCGUCGGGCGCUCCGGCACCGCAGCGCUGUCAUCUCCGACCUACUGAGACCCAGCCGCCCGCGGGGGAGCACAGGCUCAGCCCAGAGCAGAUCUUUCAGAACAUACGGGAGGAAUACAGCCGCUACCAGCGCCGUUGCCAGACGGAGGGGGGCGUGGCCCCAAGUGAUGAGCGGAGCACCAGCCCUGCUCUUAGCUCCGCCCCCAGCUCACCAACAGGUGUGUGUGUGAAGAGAGACCAGCCGUCAUUCACCAUGCAGCAGGUGAGCUGCCUGUGUGAGCGUUUGCUGCGGGAGUUUGAUGAGGCUCUGAGGGAGGAGUACGAUCGUGUGCUCAACAGUAAACUGGCAGAGCAGUACGAGUCGUUUGUGAAGUUCACUCAGGAUCAGAUUGCGCGGAGAUAUGGAGCUCGGCCAGCCAGCUAUGUUUCGUGAAGCUUCAAUCCAGAUCUCUAAACUGUCGUGGCGUUGAUGUGCCUACACCUGUUUCCCAGUUCACCGUGUGCCAUGACAGUCCUACGUUCAUACAUCCUUAUUCACAUUUUAUUUUUCUAGUUAUCUCCGUUUGCUUUUAUCUUUCCUCUGAAGUCUUGAGUGUGUGUGUGUAUAGUGUUGUGUGAAACUGCUAUUUUCAGAAAAACGGACUGGCUGGUAAUUGUGGUAAUCUGGAUAACUUCCCCUCUGGAUUACCACAGAUAUCUGAUCUAGACUCACCUUCACUGCUGGGCUGCAGUUUCCUGGGAUCUACAGGGCUCUGGUUGAGUUGCGUCUAGGGCACAUCAGCUGUUGAGACCAGGCUCAACCAUGCAUACUUGAAUUGUAGUUGUCUGUGCUGGGUCUCCCGCUCUUUACCCAUAAAUAAAAGUCUGUUUGAGUUGUUCCCAUUUUAAGAUAGUAAUGAACUGAUCAUACUGUAGUUUGGGGUUAUUACUCAACAGCAGCCUUAUCUGAGGACUACUUCUCCAAAGUAGUCUGAGUGAGAUUAGUUUGUUGUUAAAAACUUUGGGCUGCUUGCACUUUAAUGAUCAACCCCAUUUCUUCAAGAACGAGUUUCUUUUUUCCUUCCUUUUCUGCUGACUGAGGGCUGCACACAGUAGCUACAUGUUUAAACUCUGCACCAGCGUGUCAAACAUGCUUUUCUUCCUUCUGAUGAUGGAACACUUGGAACAUUUGGGAUUUUCCAGAAUUUGAACUCUUGAUGUCAGCAGCUCCAGAGCAGGUCCUGUCCUGCUGUAUGGCUAGUGAAAUGGCACUUGGACAGAUGGCCUGUUUGGAUUGGCCAGUGUGGUUUAGCCCUUAGUUUGUCUAGGGAGCAAAGCUGAGUGGCUGCCUGUGAAAAUCCUGUGAUCUACACGUAAUACGUGAAAAAGUGUUUCUGGGAAAUGACCUGUGCAUGGAACCUUGUAUACUCUGACUGCAGUUGACGUUUACUAAACAAACAUUGCAUUGCAUUGGUGGCAGGCAUAGUGGAUAUUGCUUUGUGUGUGUGCGCGAGUUGCUCUGACAUGCUAAUGAACUGUUCAGUGCCUCAGGCAGGGAUACCCACUGAGGGUCUGGAAUUGACUCCACCUGGCCAAAGCUGCUCAAGUGUUCAGCUGGUAAUGAAAGAAGGGGACAUCUGAUGGCGAGGUGUUGAAACACGUGUGUUUGGAGGUGGAGUGUGCAUAAGCUGACUGAUCGAUGUGUCCACCUGCUUUAUUAAGCACUGGGUGAUGUGUUCAUGUCUUGAUGGUUCAGUGAGGAUUGGAAAGGUA
Messenger RNA from Electrophorus electricus (electric eel), 2068 nucleotides. Its product is annotated as akirin-1B-like. NCBI's taxonomy places the organism in Eukaryota, Metazoa, Chordata, Actinopteri, Gymnotiformes, Gymnotidae. Gene Ontology annotation, biological process: positive regulation of lamellipodium assembly; myoblast migration involved in skeletal muscle regeneration; negative regulation of skeletal muscle satellite cell proliferation. Gene Ontology annotation, molecular function: transcription coregulator activity. Gene Ontology annotation, cellular component: nucleus; chromatin. The record is from RefSeq and is a predicted model, not a curated record.